CUCCAUGUGUUGUGAUCAUAUGUGAAAAACAUCUGGAUGCUUUUGUUUUGAAAGUCCAAUAACGGAACAGUCGUAUCAGAUCGGAAGUCGACGUCAUCCCUGAGACCAAGCUGCGGACAGAAGUUCUGUCAGAACCUGUUUAUAUACAGUCUAUGGUCAGAACUCGUUUCAUUGAAACCGUGAGAAAAUAAUACUUUGGUUCCUUCAGGAACCAAGAUGGCGGACGAAGCCACGCGCAGGGCCGUGUCUCAGAUCCCGCUGCUGAAGACGCACGCGGGGCCUCGGGACCGCGCGCUGUGGCCGCAGCGGCUGAAGGAGGAGUACCAGGCGCUGAUCCGGUUCGUGGAGCAGAACAAAGCUGCAGACAACGACUGGUUCCGUCUGGAGUCCAGCGAGGACGGGACGCGGUGGACCGGCACGUGCUGGUUCAUCCACGAGCUGCUGCGCUACGAGUUCCGCCUGGAGUUCGACAUUCCGGUGACGUUCCCCGACACCGCGCCCGAGGUGGCGGUACCGGAGCUGGACGGUAAGACAGCCAAGAUGUACCGCGGCGGGAAGAUCUGCCUGACCGAGCACUUCGCGCCGCUCUGGGCCAGGAACGCACCGCGGUUCGGCCUCGCGCACCUGAUGGCGCUGGGCCUCGGCCCGUGGCUCGCGGUGGAGAUACCGGACCUGAUCGGUAAAGGGAUCGUGGUCCACAAGGAGCGGCAGCGCGAGGCUGCGGCGGAGUGACGUCAUCGGACGAAACUUUAAAGACCUUGCUACAGAAAGGAAUAAAAAAAGAAAAAAACUCCUCACCGAUAAUUGUUUGGUUCAGAGUAAAAACUAUGAACAGAGAGAGAGUGUGUGUGUGUGUCCGUACAUGUUAACUAAUAAAGUGAUGAUUGGUGAGAUUUGAUUUUCACUCUUCUAAUGUAGAUUGGAGAACUGAGCGAGGUCAGAGGUCAACACAUGUUCUGUGACAUGUUUAGAGAAAAAAUGAAACGUUGAGUUGAUAAUAAAUGAAUUAGUCUUGUGA
This is a messenger RNA of Scophthalmus maximus (turbot), 1018 nucleotides long. RefSeq names its product ubiquitin-fold modifier conjugating enzyme 1 (gene ufc1). The transcript has a single exon. Gene Ontology annotation, cellular component: cytoplasm. NCBI's taxonomy places the organism in Eukaryota, Metazoa, Chordata, Actinopteri, Pleuronectiformes, Scophthalmidae. The record is from RefSeq and is a predicted model, not a curated record. The coding region runs from base 217 to 732 and encodes 171 amino acids. Gene Ontology annotation, biological process: protein K69-linked ufmylation. Gene Ontology annotation, molecular function: UFM1 conjugating enzyme activity.